Molecule: messenger RNA, 10695 nt
Organism: Triplophysa dalaica
Lineage: Eukaryota; Metazoa; Chordata; Actinopteri; Cypriniformes; Nemacheilidae
Gene: cacna1aa
Product: calcium channel, voltage-dependent, P/Q type, alpha 1A subunit, a
Exons: 50
Coding region: 1197-8237 (2346 amino acids)
Biological process (GO): chemical synaptic transmission; calcium ion import across plasma membrane
Cellular component (GO): voltage-gated calcium channel complex; membrane; neuronal cell body
Molecular function (GO): high voltage-gated calcium channel activity
Source: RefSeq, a predicted model, not a curated record
UUAUGAUUCGUUAUCUCUAAAACCGAUCAACCCCGACUCUUCGUAUAAACAAGCCGAUGAUAGUAUCGUGCGGCAAAGGCAGGGGCGCUUGACGGAGAGUAACGAGGCUAACAGACAGCUCAACACUGGAAGAAAUAAGGAAAAGAGGGAUACGAGUGUUCUCAUGAACGGAUUGCCCUCACACGGGGAAGAUGAGCAGAUCCUGCACGGCCCGUAGUCCGAUGAAUAAGAGCGGCUAUGGGAACGCGGAUAUGUCGCCGCUGUCCUCUCACGAUUGAUGGUUUUACUUUUUGUGUGUCCCUUCAUUGGAUUUUAUGACGGUUGGAUUGGUCUUCUCGCACUGAAAUGCUAGUAAUGGCUCUGACGGAAAAGAUGACACCUUACCAGUGAGCUCCAAACCAAUCGAUCAUUGUGAUCUGUUUCUUUGCAUCCGACUAGAAGCAUAUGUCGUUUAAAAGAAAUAAGAAUUAACAUAGGACAUCUCGCAUAUGUAUGUAGUGGAGAUCGCAAAUGCAUGCGAGUAAACGUGAUCGAGAGGUGACCGAAGCCAGAUUAUAGCUAUACCGUGCCAAAUAUUGCGGAUGUUACAAAAUAAAUAAAUAAUUCGAUUUUUAUCCUAUUUUUCCAAUAACAUGAUAUUGCAAUCAUUGCAAUGUAUCGUUGAGAAGUCAACUCAAAUGAUUGCUCUUGCAUUUUUCUUCUCUUCAGGUUAUUAAACCUAGAUCGUAUAAAUGAUAGUGGUAUAAUUACAACCUGAGGAGAAGCAAGCGAAGCAAGAGAGGGACAGUUGUGGAGAUAUGAGAAUGGAGCAACGGAAAAAGAGAGAUUUACCCAAUAAUUACUACGCCUUGGAAAUAUACAGUGCAUGAUUUUGGACAUGAAAUGAGAUGAUGAUGAUGAUGGACCAUUUUGUAAAUUGAAAGGUGCAACGAACCUGUGAACUACAGAACAUAGCCUUGGGCACGAUUUUUGCUUGUAUUUUGUUCGUUUGAUUUUUAAAUCAUUUUCUCUGCCAGAAAAUACAAGCAUCAGCUCCUGGAUCCUAAACGUGACGUAAAAGCCAGGAAGACAAAUGUACACUCCAGUUAUACACGUAUUAAGUUUUGAAGCAGAUGGGAUGUAAUGUGGUGUGGUCGCGUUGAAUAUUCACCCUCUUUUCUCCUGCUUCGUGAAGACUGGCAUUUGGUGUCUAUAGAAUGGCUAGGUUCGGAGAUGAGGUGCCGUCCAGGUAUGGUGGAGGACCGGGACACGCUCAAGGGGGACCCGGCCGCGGCGGCAGCAGGCAGGGCGGCCCGCCGGGUCCUCAUCAGAGAGUGUACAAGCAGUCGAUGGCCCAGCGUGCCAGAACUAUGGCCCUGUACAACCCAAUACCAGUGCGGCAAAACUGCUUCACCGUCAACCGAUCUCUGUUCAUCUUCAGCGAGGACAACUUUGUGAGAAAAUACGCCAAAAAGAUCACCGAAUGGCCUCCAUUUGAGUACAUGAUCCUGGCUACCAUCAUCGCUAACUGCAUCGUCCUGGCCCUGGAACAGCAUCUUCCAGAUGGUGACAAGACCCCUAUGUCAGAGCGCUUGGAGGACACAGAACCCUAUUUCAUCGGCAUUUUCUGUUUUGAGUCGGGCAUUAAGAUCUUGGCUCUGGGCUUUGCCUUCCACAAGGGUUCCUACCUACGAAACGGCUGGAAUGUUAUGGACUUUGUAGUGGUGCUUACUGGAAUCCUUUCCACAGUGGGCUCGGACUUUGACCUGAGGACCCUGCGUGCUGUUCGAGUAUUGAGACCUCUUAAACUGGUGUCUGGGAUUCCCAGCCUGCAGGUGGUGCUCAAAUCCAUCAUGAAGGCCAUGAUCCCUCUCCUGCAGAUUGGUCUGCUGCUUUUCUUUGCCAUCCUUAUGUUCGCGAUCAUUGGUCUGGAGUUCUACCUGGGCAAAUUCCAUACCACUUGCUUUGACAUCAACACCGGUGAAAUCCGUGAGGAGUUUCCAUGCGGGGAUGAUCCUCCCUCUCGACUCUGUCCUAAUGGAACAGUGUGUAGACCGUACUGGCUAGGACCUAACUAUGGUAUCACCCAGUUUGACAACAUCCUUUUUGCUGUCCUCACAGUCUUCCAAUGCAUUACCAUGGAGGGCUGGACCGACCUGUUGUACUAUAGCAAUGAUGCUUCGGGGAGUGCAUGGAACUGGAUGUACUUCAUCCCUCUCAUCAUCAUCGGCUCUUUCUUCAUGCUUAAUCUUGUUCUGGGUGUGCUGUCAGGGGAGUUUGCCAAAGAGAGGGAACGGGUGGAGAACAGGAGCGAGUUUCUGAAGCUCAGGCGUCAGCAGCAGAUAGAGAGAGAGCUAAAUGGAUAUCUGGAGUGGAUCUGCAAAGCAGAAGAAGUGAUUCUGGCUGAUGAUGAUGACACAGAUGACCGGAUUCCAUUUGAUGGCUCAAGACGAAGGCCCACCAUCAAGAAGAGUAAAACAGACCUGCUUGAUGCUGAGGAUGGAGAUGGUGACAUAGGUUCUCCGUUUGCACGGGGCAGUCUGAAGAGCUCCAGGCUGGAAGGCUCCUCCUUCCAUAAAAAGGAGCGCCGACUGAGAUUCUUCAUAAGGCGCAUAGUUAAAUCGCAGGCGUUCUAUUGGAUCGUGCUGUGUCUGGUGGGACUCAACACAUUGUGCGUAGCUGCCGUGCAUUAUGACCAGCCCGACGUGCUCUCAGAUUUCCUCUACUUUGCUGAAUUCAUCUUUUUGGGGAUCUUCAUGUCAGAGAUGUGUAUUAAGAUGUAUGGGCUGGGAACCAGGCCUUAUUUUCACUCCUCCUUCAACUGUUUUGACUGCAUUGUCAUUUGUGGGAGCAUUUUCGAGGUGCUCUGGGCUAUGAUCCAGCCAGGAACCUCGUUUGGGAUCAGUGUGUUGCGAGCUCUCAGGUUACUGAGGAUCUUCAAAGUGACAAAGUAUUGGGCUUCACUGAGGAACCUGGUGGUGUCUUUGUUGAACUCCAUGAAGUCCAUCAUCAGUUUACUCUUCCUCCUCUUUCUCUUCAUCGUAGUCUUUGCUCUGUUGGGCAUGCAGCUGUUUGGAGGACAGUUUAAUUUUGAAUCAGGCACACCACCAACAAACUUCGACACGUUUCCUGCUGCAAUAAUGACAGUGUUUCAGAUCCUGACGGGUGAAGACUGGAACAUGGUGAUGUAUGAUGGGAUUGAGUCUCAGGGCGGAGUCAGAAAGGGCAUGGUGUUUUCGGUCUUCUUCAUUGUUCUGACGCUCUUUGGCAACUACACUCUUCUCAAUGUAUUCCUGGCCAUCGCUGUGGACAAUCUGGCCAAUGCGCAAGAGCUGACUAAGGAUGAACAGGAGGAAGAGCAGGCAGCCAAUCAGAAGAUGGCUCUUCAGAAGGCAAAGGAAGUUGCUGAGGUCAGCCCACUAUCUGCAGCCAACCUCUCCAUCGCAGCCGUGACAGUAAGCUCUGAGCGUCUCGACGCAACAGAAAACUUUCUGGACUGUAAGGAGCAACAGAAGAACAAUAAAGGUUGUAAGUCAGUAUGGGAGCAGCGCACUGUUGAGUUGAGAAGGCAGACCCUGAUGAACAGCAGAGAGGCUCUUUACAAUGAGUUGGAGCCUGAAGAGCGCUGGAAGGUCUCGUACUCCCGUCACAUUCGACCUGACACGAAGACCCACCUGGAUCGGCCGCUGGUCGUUGACCCUCAGGAGAACCGCAACAACAACACCAACAAAACCCGGCCGGGCGAAGGCCAGCCGCAGCGCUCUCAUCAGCUCCUUCACAAGCAGCCCAAUUUCAACGAUGGAGAGAACGAAGGUGGGGGAUCUGGGCCCUGGUUGGAAAGGGGAGAUUCCACAGGAUCACGUAGAAGUCUAUUGGGCUCUGAGAACCAGCAGGCGGAGGCUGAAGUAAGAGGUUCCCACCGCAAACAUCAGCAUGGAGAGCGUUGCAGCCAAUCCCGACAACAUCGCAAAGCCCCAGAAGAGGAGGGAGAGGGUGGAGGAAGGAGACACAGGAAGGGCAGGGAAAGAGGACCUGAUGGCGAGCAUGCUGAUGGUGGAGAUUGCAAACACAGACGCCGUCGACAUGAGGGCGACGGACGGAAAGAGAGAGGGGAGAGGGUGCGACACCGUGCCAGGAAGGAUGGUUACAGCGGCGGUCCCACCCUAUCCACAACCCGCCCCAUUCAGAAGACUCUGUCCAGGCAGGACAGUCAAUACAGUGAAGAUUUGGACAAUGCCAUGAACAACAACAAACUUGCCACCCAACCUCCCAGUAACUCCACCCCGCAUGACAGUCUGCUCAAUCUUGCCAACAGUGCCCACACGGCCAGCAUGGCACAUACCGGCACUGAGAGCAGCCUUACCAACCCUGCCUCUACCAUUGCUAAUACUGCCAGCACUGGUAACCUGGGCAUGACACCCGAGUAUACUGCCGUUGACAUGGCACCCAUGUUUCCAUCUCGUAACGCCAUUCUGCAAGUCAAUAGAAACGCCAACACUGAGCCUCUGCCCAAGAAGGAAGAUACCAAGGAUGAUGAUGAUGAUGGCAAAGAUGAUGGUGGGCCUAAACCCAUGCCACCCUACAGCUCGAUGUUCAUCUUAUCUACCACAAACCCGUUUCGGAGGAUGUGUCACUAUAUCGUCACUCUCAGAUAUUUUGAGAUGUGUAUCCUGUUGGUCAUCGCAAUGAGCAGUAUUGCCCUUGCUGCUGAGGAUCCUGUCUGGCCCGAAUCCCCUCGAAACAAUGUCCUGCGUUACUUUGACUAUGUCUUCACUGGUGUGUUCACCUUUGAGAUGCUUAUUAAGAUGGUGGAUUUAGGUCUGCUCAUGCACCCAGGCUCAUAUUUCCGUGACCUGUGGAACAUCCUGGACUUUAUAGUGGUUAGUGGUGCCCUGGUGGCGUUUGCCUUCACCGGAGGCACCGGGGGAAGCAGCAAGGGAAAAGAUAUCAGCACCAUCAAGUCUCUGCGUGUGCUCAGAGUGUUGAGGCCCCUGAAAACCAUCAAGCGUCUGCCCAAGCUGAAGGCGGUUUUUGAUUGUGUGGUGAACUCUCUAAAGAACGUGCUGAACAUCCUCAUUGUCUACAUGCUGUUCAUGUUCAUCUUUGCUGUUGUGGCGGUACAACUUUUUAAAGGCCGAUUCUUCUACUGUACAGAUGAAUCUAAAGAGUUUGAGCGAGACUGCAGGGGCGAGUAUCUGGUCUAUGAAAGAGAUAAUGAAGUGAGGGCGCAGAAGCGGGAAUGGAAGAAAUACGAUUUCCACUACGACAAUGUGCUUUGGGCCCUUCUUACCCUCUUCACCGUAUCUACGGGAGAGGGGUGGCCGCAAGUCCUAAAACAUUCAGUGGAUGCGACCUACGAGAAUCAGGGCCCUAGCCCAGGUUACCGGAUGGAAAUGUCCAUCUUUUACGUGGUGUACUUCGUGGUCUUCCCCUUCUUCUUCGUCAACAUCUUCGUUGCUCUCAUCAUCAUAACAUUCCAGGAGCAAGGAGACAAGAUGAUGGAGGACUAUAGUCUGGAAAAGAAUGAGAGAGCCUGCAUAGACUUUGCCAUCAACGCCAGGCCGCUGACACGCCAUAUGCCACAGAACAAGCAAACCUUCCAGUAUCGCAUGUGGGAGUUUGUGGUGUCUCCUCCAUUUGAAUACACCAUCAUGGCCUUGAUUGCCCUCAACACCAUUGUCCUUAUGAUGAAGUAUCAUGGAGCAUCAACUGCCUACGAAAGUGUGUUAGCCAUACUGAACAUAGUGUUCACCUCGCUGUUCUCCAUGGAGUGCAUAUUGAAGAUCAUUGCCUUUGGAGUGCUGAAUUACUUCAAAGACGCUUGGAACAUCUUCGACUGUGUGACUGUACUUGGCAGCGUCACUGAUAUUUUAGUGACAGAGCUCGGGAACAACUUUAUAAACCUGAGUUUUCUGAGGCUCUUCAGAGCAGCUCGUCUCAUCAAACUUCUCAGGCAGGGUGAGACCAUACGCAUCCUCCUCUGGACCUUCGUCCAGUCUUUCAAGGCUCUGCCGUAUGUGUGCCUACUCAUCGCCAUGCUGUUCUUCAUCUAUGCCAUCAUCGGCAUGCAGCUGUUUGGGAACAUUGCUAUUGAAGAGGAUGGCGAGAGUGCCAUUAACCAGCACAACAACUUCAGGACGUUUUUCCAGGCGCUGAUGCUGCUCUUCAGGAGUGCUACGGGUGAGGCGUGGCAUGACAUCAUGCUGUCAUGUCUAGGAAAGAAAAAGUGUGAUCAGCUGUCUAGUAACGAUAAGCCUGAAUGCGGGAGCGAGUUCGCCUACCUUUACUUCGUCUCCUUCAUCUUCCUCUGUUCCUUUCUGAUGCUGAAUCUGUUCGUGGCUGUAAUCAUGGACAAUUUUGAGUAUCUUACACGUGACUCCUCCAUCCUGGGUCCUCAUCACCUGGACGAGUAUGUGAGGAUAUGGGCGGAGUAUGAUCCUGCUGCUUGCGGGCGCAUUCAUUAUAAGGAUAUGUACAGUUUAUUGCGAGUUAUCGACCCCCCUCUGGGCUUAGGCAAGAAAUGUCCUCAUAGGGUGGCCUGCAAGAGACUGUUGCGGAUGGAUCUGCCGGUUGCCGAUGACAACUCAGUGCACUUUAAUUCCACCCUUAUGGCCUUAAUCCGAACCGCUCUGGACAUCAAGAUCGCCAAGGGAGGUAUAGAUAAACACCAGAUGGAUGCUGAACUUAGGAAGGAGAUGAUGGCGAUAUGGCCCAAUCUUUCCCAGAAGACGUUGGACUUACUGGUGACGCCCCACAAGUCAGCGACAGACUUGACAGUAGGAAAAAUCUAUGCUGCCAUGAUGAUCAUGGAGUAUUACAGACAAAGUAAAGCCAAACGGACGCAGGCCCUGCACGAUGCGCAGAAUCGAACGCCAUUAAUGUUUCAGCGUCUGGAGCCGCCAUCUCCGAGCCAGGACGUUGGACUCACUGGACUUCCGGACCCACAGAACCACACAACUAAUCAUCUGGGUGUUGAUGAAGGGAUCCCCGCGAGCCAGUCAUGGGUGACGGCCAGAGCUCAGGAGAUGUCACAGAAAGCAGGAAGCUGGAGUCCUGAAGGCCAGCACGUAGAUGACACAGUAGAUAACCGCAGACAAUCUCAGCAGACAGUAGAGAUGAGAGAGAUGGGCCGGGAAGAGUUCUCGGACACUGAGCACUUUCUGCCGAUGGAAGGCCAUGGCAGGGCUGCUUCCAUGCCUCGACUCCCAGCAGACAACCAACAGACCAUCACCGAUAACAGUCCUAUGAAACGCUCUGCUUCAUCUCUGGGACAUGGUCGCCAGGGCCGGUCAGUGAGGGGUGAGGACUACGCCAUGGAUAGGGCCAUCCCAGAAGAAGGACACAGACAUGGGCAUCGACACAGAGAUCGCAGUCAUCGCGCAUCUGAGCGCUCUCUUAGCCGUUAUACUGAUGCCGACACAGGUCUUGGAACAGACCUCAGCACCACCACACAGUCAGGUGACUUGUCCUCAAAAGAGAGGGACCGGGGCCGGGCCAAAGAUCGCAAGCACCAUCACCACCACCAUCAUCACCACGGUUCUGUAGAUAAGGAGCGAUACGGACAUGAGUAUGGCCACAGACAGUCAAGAGAGACAGACCGCCGCUGGUCUCGCUCGCCCAGUGAAGGCAGAGAGUGCCUGACUCACAGACAGGGCAGUAGUUCAGUAAGCGGGAGUCCAGUCCCCUCAACCUCCGGGACCAGCACACCCCGCCGCGGCCGGCGUCAGCUGCCCCAAACCCCAGCUACGCCCCGGCCUCAUGUCACCUAUUCUCCCGUGGUCCGUAAAACCAUAAGCACCCCCCCUCCAGGCCAGCAGAACCGACUCCCGACCCCCACAUCACGUCGGUUUUCUCCACCUGGCCCUGAACCUCCAGUACCCGCCCACCGCCACCCUUCCCCUCCCCACCACAGUUCUGCCCGGCAUGCGCACUGGGCCCCUAGCCCUUCAGAGAACGUGGAGGGGGACGGUUUCUACGACGACCAAGACUACGAGUUCAAUCACGAACCUCCAUCCUACGAGCAAAGCCCGGUUCAAGCCAACCCUCACCCCCAUUCCCCCAGGACUUCCCGUCAUACUGCCCCACCUCAGGGUCAGCCACAUCCCCGACGCAUGCCGAACGGCUACCGUUCCACCUCGCCCACUGCACACCACCACGCCCCCGCCCACCCGGGACCUCAUAAGCCACCCCAUCCCAGAGGGCCCAGAAAGGGCCUUCAUGAACCCUACAGUGAGACUGAUGAGGAUGAUUGGUGCUAGCCUCUGGGAAGAGGGGAGCGAGGGAGGGGGGCCAGGACGAGAUCAAAUGGGUCCUCACACAGUCACAGGAAUGGACUGCCGAAGAACAGAUAGCCGAUCGUAUAGGCCGGCUCAAAGCAAACAGGAAAAUGUAUUCUGAGCUGUCCAGGGAAACACUAGGCAGUAUUUUGAAUGUUCAUGGGGAAAUCAAGGCAUGAUUUUGUUUCUUGUUUCUUUACAAUUUCUCCACUGCCAAGUGUUUCCCUGUAUGAGAUGGACUGCUUACAGUCGAUGCAAAGACUGGGGAGGUGAAAAUGAAAUCCUUUUCUCAGCCUUUUUCUGAAGAAAGAAAAAUUUAUAAGGAGGUGGAACGUCUGAACUUUCGGGACGUUUCAUGCAGUCCCUUCUUAAGGCCAUAAUGUUGAAAAUGCUAAAGACUAAAAAUGAAAAUAUGAGCUCAUGAAAAAGAAGGAUCACCUUUAUAUUUUGCAUAACUUGACUGGAGGUUCAUUUAAUGCAAAAAACAGUCCAGAUGCUGGGAAAUAUCGAUGAGUUUUAUCAUCUGUGUUUACUGUUAUUAAUUCAAUCCCAGUGAGGCGAUUGCCCAUGUGGGCAAGUUGUGGGUGGGUUGGAAAUGGGCAGCCUGGACAAAUAAGAAAGCCCACCCUGCAUUUCAGACCCCAAACUCAGAAAGCAGAAUCACAAACGAAAAAAAUUGGAGAGGGAAAAAAUGACAAGCUCUUCACUCUUUCUUCUUCGGCGGCUUUGUCUCCUGCUUCUCAUUGGAAACAUUGGAGUUUGAAUAUUCUGUUGCACUGCCCAGCUUUGUUUGAACUUCUAGAAAAUAAAUCCCUUGGAAAUCCUGCAUGAUUGAAAAAAAUAUCAACUGAGAAAAAAUGUAAACAAAGAAUCUUUGGAUAAAAGGGGGAAAAAGGGGGGAUAAAUUCCUUGGCUCUUUUGUCAUGUCUUUAAAGUUCUCUCUCUCCUUUCAAUACCCUCACUCCCUCUCUCUAUGAUCUCUCUGUCUUGUAGGUGUGAGAGGUGAUCUUUAAUGGUUUUACAACAGAUUUGGGGCCAAAUGACACAUGCAAUUACAAAAAAGAAUAAUGAAAAAUGAAAUUAAGCUCGAAACUUUUGUAACCGUUUUAUUUACAUUCCUCUGUCGACGUUAAGGUGAUUUUUUUCACUUGCACCAAAACAGAUAUAGGAGCACACACAUACAGUAUUAUACAUAAAGACCUACAAAACACAUAUAACAGACAUCUCUGAGUACUAUUCCGAGUGUGAUUCCUACCGUCUCUUACACUGUAAGCGUGAUCUUCCAGUCUUCCAGGUUAAAAAUGAAGUGAGAGAGAGGGUUGGGUGGGCUACGAGAGAGAGAGAACCUUUUCAUCUUUAGAUUUUUUUUAUAAUGACAUUGUGUAUGUAUACAGAAAUCACAUAAAUGAUGAUAAUUGAUGAUGGUGAUGAUGAAGAUGAUAUUGACGAUGAUGUUUUUUCAUUUGAUUUUGUACCUGUUUUUGUAUCAGCUGCUCUCUGCAUCGCCAUACAUGUUGUCACGUGAGUUUCGUGUAGAUGGUGUGUGGAGCUCUGUGGUUGUGAUCUGUCGUGGGUCUUGACAGAAACGCGUCUGACCUUCAACUCAGUGUCCUCAGUGGCUCCGUGACAUGAGCUGUUUCCAUGGAAACACGUUCUCAAGCACAUCACUGAGCGUUAAUGACAGUUUGAAGCAUGCUCCGUCUGAUCUCAAGUCUCUGUAACUGUGAACGCUUCUUAUUAAGAGGAGAAAAUAAAUUAUAAUGGGUAUGGAUCUGGGUGAAUGAGAGGAGAGAAUUGAUCAGUUAUUGAAUAUAUUGAUAUACAUGUAACAUUGGACUCUUUAUGGAGGUUUAGAUAGUUUCUAAGUUGGCUAAGGUUAUAAUUUGAGUUUUAGAUCUCCUCUCUUGCCUCAUAUUUAUAAUUUAAAGAAAAGAAAGGCACAGUGUUUGUCAUAUUUAAAAAAGAAAAGGACUCUUAAAGUCACUAGACAUUGAUAAAUGGUGAGAAGGUUACUGAGCUCCACUACCUCUACUCGGUCAGCAGAUGGCGCUGUGAUCCACAUUGUUAAGCAGCCAGUGGUGUUGUUUCUGACCGUCGGCCUCUUUCUGUUUCAUGUUUAUGUCAAUGACCUGUACACUGAGAGUAGUACUAUGUGUCUGUCACAAAUGGUGCACCGUUCUGUUUUCAGGAAAUGUAACACAGCCAAUCGAAAUGCACAGGAACAUGUAACACAGCCAAUCAAAUUGCAUGGGUGAAACAACGACCGGGCCUUUUCUGCCAAAACUUGUCUCUUGUGUCCCCCUGAUCUUUGUGUGUUUUUGACCCACAUCUUCGACGAGGUUGAAUCCUCUGUGGGGUGACCCAGCAUACACGGACACACUGCCAAACAAGUCAUACACCUUGCAGCAUGUGCAUAAUAAACAGAUGUAUGUAGCAUUUA